UGAUUGGUUCGUAGGCGCCAUGUGACCGUGAGUCCGUGACGUCAUACCGGAAGUUUUCAACCUGCAGCUUCUUUGACAGUCGGGAGCAUCCUUUUUUUUGUGUUGCUGCAACAUCAGCCCAGCUAACCUGAAACCAAAAAUAUGACAACACGUACAGGACAAUUCACUGGAUACAUUCAGCAGGGCUGGACCAUGUGGUGAGGAGCGGUAUGCCAUGCAGAGGAGACACAGCAGCAACACGGAUGGCAUGCCCUCUGAAAGGAGCCGAAGCCAAACUCUGGGAUCAGAGAGUAGUUUGGAUGAGGGUGGUGUGUUCGACUGCCUGAAACCCGACUCUCCAGCUUCACCCCAGCAGAUCUUCUCUGGCCUAGUAGGUGUCCCCUCCAGCUCCGUCUCCUCUGCCCAAUUCCAGGCAGCCGGCUUAGUCCUGGGCUCCCCCCCUGAAGUUUUCAUCCAGAUGACUGCAUCCUCCAGAGAGGAAGGUGGCUCUCACCGCACAGAGGGUGGACCUUAUCUUCCCCGACCGCCCCCGCACCACCAUCACCAUCAUCACCACUUCCACCACCAGCCCUUGCAGCACAGGACCCCCUCCCUGCUCCAACAGGCCACCUCAGGGGCCGCCACAGAGAGGCACAGCUCCAGGGAGGAGUCCCAAGAAGACCCAUCCACCCCAGCUCCAGCCCUGUCUGAGUUAAAGGCAGUGGUAACAUGGCUGCAGAGAGGCUUCCCCUUCAUCCUUAUUCUGUUAGCCAAAGUCUGCUUCCAGCAUAAACUAGGUAUCGCUGUGUGUGUGGGCAUGGCCAGCACUUUUGCUUAUGCCAAUUCCACUUUAAGGCACCAAGUUUCAUUACGGGAGGAACGAUCUGUUUUCAUCGCUCUGUGGAUCUUCAUGUUCCUCUCAGGGAAUGUGGUAUACAUCUACUACACGUUUAGUCAGGAGGAGCUGCACAACAGCCUCAUGUUUGCCAAACCCAACCUCGACAGCUUCGACUUUUUUGAUCUGAUCUGGGCUGUGGGCAUCACUGACUUUGUCCUGAAGUACGUCACCAUCGGGCUGAAAUGCUUUGUUCUCUUUCUGCCCAGGAUUCUCCUGGCCUUCAAAUCCAGGGGGAAGUUCUACCUGCUGAUCGAGGAGCUGAGCCAACUGUUUCGGGCCCUGGUGCCCAUCCAGCUGUGGUACAAGUACAUCAUGGGAGAGGACCCGUCCAACAGUUACUUCCUGGGAGCUACUCUCAUCAUUAUCUACAGCCUUUGCAAGUCCUUUGACAUCUGUGGACGAGUGUCUGCCAUACGAAAGGCCAUGGUCAUUCUCUGCAGCUCCCAGAGUUAUGGCGUGAGGGCGGGCAAUCAGCAGUGCAGUGAGGCUGGUGAUGUUUGUGCGAUCUGUCAGGCUGAUUUCAAAGACCCCAUUGCGUUGCUCUGUCAGCAUGUGUUCUGCGAGGACUGUCUUUGUUUGUGGUUCGACCGCGAGCGAACAUGCCCGCUGUGCCGCUCCACUGUCAUCGAGACCCUGCGAUGCUGGAAGGACGGCACAACCUCGGCUCACUUCCAGAUCUACUGAGCUUUGACCACAAAUCCCAGGCACCAAGAAAGAUUUCACGAGCUGAUGAAUGUGAGUUAGACAUGUUUUGGGCAGUUUUUUUCCUAUCUAUCUUACUUUAGUCACUCUCUAAAUCAUGUUGAGUUUACUGUUAUUAUUAUGUAGAAUUAGAGGCAAUUUUAGAGGCAUUUCAGAAACUACAACAGAAAAAAUUGCACUAUUUUCUCCGUCAGAAAAGACACAAACACACCAAAUAAUUAAAAUGGCAUCACUUUAAAAAGUCAAUACAAAUUUCUGAGUUAGAUUUUUUUCAAGGCAGCAGUCACACUUUUCUGUACAUGUAGUCUCAGCCACUAUUUGAACUGUGAACAUGGCCUUUCACAGUCAACACAUUAUACAAACAUGUUGAUCUAGUAUUGUUAUGAUGUUAAAAAGUGACAUUAUUUGUGCUAAAUGUAUUAUUUUUUUAUUGUAUUAUUUAUAUUGUCAUGGUUGUAUGUACUCUUUUUUAAUUUAUGCACAUUAUGUAACAGAUUUUGUUUUGUAUUUUAAGAUGUGUAAAAGGUAUUUCAAAAUGGUGACUCAUACUUUAAACAUAACAUGUCAGUAAUAGAAAGUAGAAGCUGAUCCAAAUGUUUUUUUAGACAGGCAAAGAAAUGUCUUUCUCAGCAGUCAGUGAUGUGUAGAAAUCGAGUGAUGAAAGUAAGUUGGUGUGUGAUUUUUAUAUCAUCAGAUUGUAAAUGAAUGGUGCAGUUUUGCUUUUUAUUGGCCUCAUACACGCUUCAUAAGUAAGUUAUUUUGUAGAUUUGUAUUGCUUAUGGUGCAAAAAUUAAAGCUUGUAUAGGAUUCA
Messenger RNA from Notolabrus celidotus (New Zealand spotty), 2390 nucleotides. It is a transcript of the gene rnft2, whose product is annotated as ring finger protein, transmembrane 2. Gene Ontology annotation, biological process: positive regulation of ERAD pathway. Gene Ontology annotation, molecular function: ubiquitin protein ligase activity. The transcript has 10 exons. The coding region runs from base 215 to 1561 and encodes 448 amino acids. Lineage: Eukaryota; Metazoa; Chordata; Actinopteri; Labriformes; Labridae. The record is from RefSeq and is a predicted model, not a curated record.